UUCCCGGGCGGCACAAAGUUCUUCGCGAUGUGGCUGAAGCCUGAGGAAGUGCUCCUGAAAAAUGCGCUGAAGCUGUGGCUGAUGGAAAGGUCCAACGACUACUUCGUGCUGCAGCGGCGUCGGGGCUACGGGGAGGAAGGCGGAGGGGGGCUCACAGGGCUUCUGGUUGGGACUCUUGAUUCAGUCUUAGACUCUACUGCUAAAGUAGCUCCAUUUCGCAUCCUACACCAGACACCAGAUUCUCAAGUUUACCUGUCAAUUGCAUGUGGAGCCAACAGAGAAGAAAUAACCAAACAUUGGGAUUGGUUGGAACAAAAUAUCAUGAAGACCUUAUCUGUGUUUGAUUCAAAUGAAGAUAUUACUAAUUUUGUACAAGGAAAAAUAAGAGGAUUGAUUGCUGAAGAGGGAAAACAUUCUUUUGCAAAAGAAGAUGAUCCUGAGAAAUUUCGAGAAGCCCUUUUGAAAUUUGAAAAAUGUUUUGGUUUACCAGAGCAGGAGAAGUUAGUGACCUAUUACUCGUGCAGUUAUUGGAAAGGACGGGUUCCUUGUCAGGGUUGGCUCUAUCUUAGCACCAACUUUCUGAGCUUCUAUUCUUUUCUGUUGGGAUCAGAAAUAAAACUCAUCAUCUCCUGGGAUGCUGUCUCAAAACUUGAAAAGACUUCAAAUGUCAUACUGACAGAGAGUAUUCAUGUGUGUUCCCAAGGGGAGAAUCACUACUUUUCCAUGUUUUUGCAUAUUAACCAAACAUACCUUCUUAUGGAACAGCUAGCAAACUAUGCUAUAAAGAGACUUUUUGAUAAGGAAACGUUUGAUAAUGACCCAUUCCUUGAUGAUCCUCUACAAAUCACCAAAAGAGGUCUGGAAAAUCGAGCCCACAGUGAGCAGUUUAAUGCUUUUUUUAGGCUACCCAAAGAAGAGACUUUGAAAGAAGUACAUGAGUGUUUCUUAUGGCUACCAUUCAGUCACUUCAAUACUCAUGGAAAAAUGUGCAUCUCAGAAAACUAUAUCUGCUUUGCUAGCCAGGAUGGCAAUCUGUGUAGUGUAAUCAUUCCAUUACGAGAGGUCUUAGCCGUAGAUAAGACAAAUGAGUCCAGCAAAUCUGUCAUCAUUAGCAUCAAAGGAAAGACAGCUUUUCGCUUCAUUGAAGUUAAAGACUUUGAGCAACUGGUGGCAAAACUCAGGCUCAAGUGUGGGGCAGCUUCAACUCAGUAUCAUGAUAUUAGCACAGAGGUUCCAAUUAGUUCUGAUUCUACAGACCCAUCUGAUAAUAUUGAGGUACGAUCUUUGACAUGUCAGAGAGAAUGCAGUAAAACUGUGAACACCGAAGCCUUAAUGACGGUAUUUCACCCUCAGAAUUUGGAGACUCUUAAUACCAAAAUGUUAAAAGAAAAGAUGAAGGAACAGUCAUGGAACAUCCUAUUUGCAGAAUGUGGGCGUGGUGUUAGCAUGUUUCGGACCAAAAAGACUCGAGAUCUGGUUGUACGAGGGAUUCCAGAGACCUUAAGAGGAGAGCUCUGGAUGCUUUUUUCAGGUGCUGUUAAUGACAUGGCUGCUAAUCCUGGCUAUUAUGCUGAAGUGGUUGAGCAGUCCUUAGGGACCAGCAACUUGGCUACUGAAGAAAUUGAACGUGAUUUGCGCCGCUCCCUCCCUGAGCACCCAGCCUUUCAGAGUGACACUGGCAUAUCUGCUCUGAGGCGGGUACUCACUGCUUAUGCAUACAGGAAUCCCAAAAUUGGAUACUGCCAGGCAAUGAACAUUUUGACUUCAGUGUUGCUUCUGUAUGCAAAAGAGGAAGAAGCUUUUUGGCUUCUGGUUGCUGUAUGUGAACGAAUGUUACCUGAUUAUUUUAAUCGUCGAAUCAUUGGUGCCUUGGUGGAUCAGGCAGUCUUUGAAGAACUUAUCAGGGAUCACCUUCCCCAGCUGACAGAAUACAUGACUGAUAUGACAUUCUUUUCCUCAGUUUCUCUCUCAUGGUUCCUCACACUUUUUAUUAGUGUGCUACCUAUUGAAAGUGCGGUGAAUGUGGUGGACUGUUUCUUCUAUGAUGGAAUAAAGGCCAUUUUACAGCUGGGAUUGGCAAUACUUGACUAUAAUUUAGACAAACUGCUAGUAUGUAAAGAUGAUGCUGAAGCCGUGACAGCUUUAAACAGGUUUUUUGACAAUGUCACUAAUAAGGAUAGCCCAUUGCCUUCAAGUGUUCAGCAGGGUUCCAAUGUGAGUGAUGAAAAAAGCAGUCAUGUUAGAGUGGAUAUUACAGAUUUGAUUAGAGAGUCAAAUGAGAAAUAUGGUGGUAUCCGCUAUGAAGAUAUACACAGCAUGCGCUGUCGAAAUAGGUUGUAUGUGAUACAGACCCUAGAGGAAACAACAAAGCAGAAUGUGUUGCGUGUUGUGUCACAAGAUGUCAAAUUGAGCCUUCCUGAAUUGGAUGAACUUUAUGUCAUCUUUAAGAAAGAGCUGUUUUUUUCUUAUUAUUGGUGUUUGAGUUGCCCAGUAUUGAAGCACCAUGACCCCAGUCUGCCAUAUUUGGAACAGUAUCAGAUUGACUGCCAGCAGUUCAGAGCGUUGUAUCACUUGUUGAGUCCCUGGGCUCAUUCUGCAAACAGAGACUCACUAGCUUUAUGGACAUUCAGAUUGUUGGAUGAAAACUCUGACUGCCUUAUAAACUUCAAAGAAUUCUCCUCUGCAAUUGACAUAAUGUACAAUGGAAGUUUUACUGAGAAGCUUAAGCUGCUUUUUAAGCUACAUAUUCCUCCAGCUUAUACUGAAGUGAAAUCUAAGGACCCUUCAAAGGGAGAUGAACUUUCUGAGGAAGAAUUACUUUAUUUCAGUCGGCUCCAUGUUUCCAAGCCUGCAAAUGAGAAGGAAGCAGAAUCAGUAAAAAACAGCCCUGAAAAAGGCAAAGGAAAAGUUGAUAUUCAAGCAUAUCUAAGUCAAUGGCAAGAUGAGCUUUUCAAAAAAGAAGAAAACAUUAAGGAUUUACCAAGAAUGAAUCAGUCACAAUUUAUUCAGUUUUCAAAGACCCUAUAUAACUUAUUUCAUGGGGACCCUGAAGAAGAGUCAUUAUAUCAAGCCAUUGCUGUUGUAACCAGCCUUUUGCUCAGGAUGGAAGAAGUUGGAAGGAAACUACAUAGCCCUACAUCAUCAGCCAGAGGAUUCUCUGGUGCAAUCUGUGCUUCCGGAGAAUCCAGUGAGGGGAAAAUAGAGAGCCACUUGGAGAAAGAUCCCUCCUCUCUCAGGGAAGAACCUCAGUGGUCAUUUGCAUUUGAACAGAUUCUUGCGUCUUUGUUGAAUGAACCGGCAUUGGUGAGGUUUUUUGAGAAACCCAUAGAUGUAAAAGCCAAACUAGAAAAUGCAAAAACCUCUCAGUUGAGUUCUAGAACCAAGAUGUAAAUAUCUUAACAGGAAUUGCCUAUCGUAGAUAAGUCUGCCAAGAUUCCUGUAGCUUCCACUUGGUUCCUGGGAGUAGGGUCAGGGGUUUAUCUUGGUACCAAUGUGUUUGAAGGCUAAAAAAAAGAUACUUGGAAGCACAAUGAUUCAUUCCUUUGUGGUAAUCUCUAAUUUUGAUAUUUUCCAAUACAGAUGUGCUUUUUAUAUUUCACAAGAUAUGCAAUAUUAGGGGAGUAUGCUAAAUGUUACCACCAGAGGGCACCACCAUGUCACUUUUAGUAAGGAGAUUACUAGUUUGUGCUGCUAUUUACAUAUGAUAAUUUUGAAAAUGUGUUGUUAUGUUUGAGUGUUAGUGAUGCUGAUAUGAAUCGAUAGACCUUACUUUCCAAAUUGUCUCGGUCCUAUUAGAAAGCCAGGCUUUUAGAUCUAUAUAGCCUUAAUUAUCUAGAAGAUCACCAUAUGGGGGCCUCAUUUUUAAAGUUGAUCUCAUUCAGUCUUCUAAUAAUAAAUGGUUUUUUAGUAGCUUCUGCAUUCGCCCUACUUGAGCAGUUCAGAAGCUGCUAACUCACUUCUAACUCUGAUAUUGAUAAAAACAAAUUAGGAACUCAAAACUCUGGGCCGAUAUAAGGGAAAACAAUAUUGGACUUGGAUUGAAGCUGGGUAAAGCCAGCCUUUUCAGAAGGAUUAAGAAAUAGUUCAGUUAACUGUAUUGUCUCUCAUUAGACUGAGAAAUUACUUGAAAUUCUUCUGAGCACUGCUGUUGGGGCAUUUGACUCAGAGUAGCUCGUGACCGCUUUGGUUCUAGCUUUAGAUUUUGGAUUUUCAUCAGUCGUGUUUUAGAUUAGAUACGCUGAAUUGUUAUAUUAGUCUGGCAAGUUCAUAAAGUGUACUUGUGUGCAAUGAUUGUUAAGGUAAUGUAUAGAACUGCUGGCAUCUGUCUAAAAAGUUUUGACUAUCCGAUUGAGGUAUGUAAUUUCUAUAUACUUUAUGCUGCUUAUAUUUCAGUCAUUACAGUGAAAGUCCAUUUAGAAAUAAUGGGCUUUGUUAGCACUUUAAAGAAAAAACAAACCAACCAACCACAUCUGUUCAAUCUUCUGUGCUGUUUCUGACAACAGCAAUUUAUUAAUCAAUUGACUUGGGGAAACGUGGGGAGAAAUCAUCCAUUGGCGCUUCUUUCUUCACAAAAGACUUUGGUUUUAAGCCCUUUGACUUUUCAGCUGUGAAACAAUGAAAGGGUAUACAUCCUUUAGUGUGACCCAAGAAGUCUCCCUUUCUGGAAGGAAAUUGGUGUAAUCAGCUUUUGGCAAGAAUCCACUGUGAACAAGGCCUAACACAGAGGGCUGCAUCACCAUAGAAUAUGUUAUUUUCAGAAAAACUCGAGAAGUUUUAGGUUAACUCUUUGAAAGUUUCAUAAAUUGGGCUUGGCCAAACACUAGUAGUGUCUUUAAAAUGAUUUGGUCAAUCUUGUCUUUUCAAGGAAAUUACCACUUAAAGAGAUAGUUGGUAAAUAAGCAUCUCUGCCUUUUCUCAGAAAUGAUUUGCUGAAAGGUGUCCAAAUUUUAGAGUUUAGUUACUCGUUUAUAUGUUAAACUAUCACACCUCUGCUAUUAUGCAGUGAUGGUUAAAUUAUACUACAAUAGCUCUAGAAAGGCUCUAAGCUUACAAAGACACUAUUGCACAUACUUUGUUGAAUAUUUUGUCAGUUGUAUUUUCAAAAAAGAUACUUUCUUAAGAGCAUAUGUUAUUAAUAUUUGAUAUGAUUUUAAAGUCAAAAUAUUAAAGAUUACUUAGUAUUGUAUUUUAGCUUAGAUUAAAGUUGAAUACUUAAAGAGAUUUUUUAGUUGCAAAACGAUUAUAAAUGUAAGUUAAAAAGACAAACGUUUAUUUUCUGAUUCUGCAAGAAAAACAAGCUGAGCACAUAGUUUUAUAGUUACUAACUUGUUAAACAAAUGGGUUGUUCUUAAUAUUAAAAAUCUUAUGUGGUUGUCUCAAACUGAACCAGUGCAUUAUAAAUUAAAUUAAAUGUGUUAUAAGGUGGCUUUACUUGUCUUUAUAAAAAUAUUAUAAUAAACAUG
Equus quagga is the source of this 5462-nucleotide messenger RNA. RefSeq names its product TBC1 domain family member 8B (gene TBC1D8B). The record is from RefSeq and is a predicted model, not a curated record. Gene Ontology annotation, molecular function: calcium ion binding. Bases 28 to 3390 code for a protein of 1120 amino acids. Lineage: Eukaryota; Metazoa; Chordata; Mammalia; Perissodactyla; Equidae. The transcript has 21 exons.